AACAUUUGGCUUUGCAUCGAAUUGCUGCACUCACCUUUUUGGCUGCCAUCAGGACAAAUCAGCGCAUUGAUACAGAGCUGGGACCCACCAGCAUUCCAGGAUGCAGCCACGGACUUGCAUUGCUGUCGUUCUUCUCUUCCUGUCCUCUGCUUGCCAGAACUCUGCUUCAGCAGACACUGAAGCACUGUCUCCCAAGAAUACAACACCAUUCCCAUGUUUUCAUGUAGACUACUGCUCAGAAGCAGCCACAUGCUGUCAAUUUGGAGUAGACGACUAUGGCUGGAUCGCCGCAGCUGUUGGCUGGAGCCUCUGGUUUAUCACCCUGAUCCUCCUUUGCAUCGACAAACUCAUAAAACUCAGGCCUAAUGAAGCCAAGUAUGUGGGAGCAUAAGAUCUGGCAGACAGUCAGAUGCCUCUGCCUACCGAGGCCACGCAAGACGAAACAAGUGGAAUAAGAAAUGCGUGUACCCCGCUCUGCUGCUGAAGUGUACAAAGAGACAUUUAUGCAGGGUGUGUUAUUAAAAAGCCUUCAGAAGAAGCAUUGACAAGCUUUGUUGUUUAUAGCCAGCUCUGUGUUUUGUAAAGCUCUCCAGAUUCUGGGCUCCUUAUCGCUGCUUGUAUUUACAGUCUCAUCACUCUUUGAUUUGUUUGUGAAUUUACCACCUGUAGUUAAAGGCCCAUUUAUCCGCUCUGCAACUGGGAUGAAGAACCCUCCGUUCCUGAGCUCGUCAGCAUUUACCUGAUGACACACACCACACCAUUUUGCGGGGUCAGGGCUUUGCCUCCAAGCCCACUA
Messenger RNA from Hemicordylus capensis (graceful crag lizard), 796 nucleotides. It is a transcript of the gene TMEM213, whose product is annotated as transmembrane protein 213. The coding region runs from base 101 to 391 and encodes 96 amino acids. NCBI's taxonomy places the organism in Eukaryota, Metazoa, Chordata, Lepidosauria, Squamata, Cordylidae. The transcript has 3 exons. The record is from RefSeq and is a predicted model, not a curated record.